Sporothrix schenckii 1099-18 is the source of this 1695-nucleotide messenger RNA. RefSeq lists its product as uncharacterized. Gene Ontology annotation, molecular function: DNA-binding transcription factor activity, RNA polymerase II-specific; zinc ion binding. The transcript has 2 exons. Lineage: Eukaryota; Fungi; Ascomycota; Sordariomycetes; Ophiostomatales; Ophiostomataceae. The coding region runs from base 1 to 1695 and encodes 564 amino acids. The record is from RefSeq and is a predicted model, not a curated record. Gene Ontology annotation, biological process: regulation of DNA-templated transcription.
AUGGCGGACGAGGGGCGGCCCAAGCUGGCCCAGAAUCCCGCAGGUCGCGAGGUCGGCAUCAUCAAGUCCGAGGAGGAGGAGGACGAUCGUCACCACCGCCCACAGCCGCUCCAGCUCGGCGGCGACAGUAAUACCGGCAACAGCAACAGCAACAAUGGCACCAACAACGGGAGCCAAAAUGACAACAGAGGCGGCGGCGGCGGUGGUAGUGGUAGCGCGGUAACUCUGCCAUCGUUUAGGGAAGCUUAUGGCACCUAUGCCCGUUACGAACCUCCGCGCCCGCCGCACCAUGACCCAGCCGGCCGUCCCAUGCCAGGCCCGCCCCGGCCGUACGGCGAGGACCCGAACCAGCAUCGCCUUCCUGGUCCCCCUGGACCCCCUGGCCUCCCGGGUCCGCAUGGCCCGCCCGGCCCUCCCGGCCCUCCCGGCCAUCCCAGUCAGCAUGGUGGCCCCCCGGAUCCUUACGCUUCUCGCAUGCACCCGCACCCCGAGCAGGGAUACCGCGACAGCUAUCCCUACGGCGCCCCGUAUCACCCGUACCAAGACCAUCCUCCCCCUCCGCAUGGCCAGUACUGGCCUCAGCAGCAAAUGCCGCAGUACCAGAAUGGUCCGCCCGAGACCGCACCACGCCAGCGCACUUCUAUUGCGUGCAAGUAUUGCCGUAAACGCAAGGUUCGUGUUUUGCGUCUUUUCUACUUUGUGUGGCACCUGUUUCGCAUGAUUUCUCUACUAACACUACGAAAUCAGAUUCGCUGCAGCGGCUAUCAGAAUACCCCUGAUGGCAAAUGCACGAACUGCAAGAAGACGGGCAACGACUGUGUGUUUCAGCCUGUCUCCUCGACAACCUCUACGGCCUUUGUACCAGUGUCUGCCAUCCAGGGUGGCGUGCCUCCUGGCACCCCGCUGUACGGCGCUUUUGGCCAGCCACUUGGUCCCAAUGGGGGACGUGGCCCCAACGGUCCUCCCGGCGGCGGCCCUCCUCCCAGUGCUGGCCCGAUGAAUGGUCCCGGAGGCCACCCUGGCUACGGCCCGACUUCUCCCGGCGCUGGUGGUUUCUACCAGCAGCAGCCUCAUGGCCCCCCGCACAUGGAUCGUGGACCCCCGUAUGGACCUCCGCAUCCAUCGUCUCAAGCUCCUCCUCCGCCCGGUCGCCAGUUGCCGCUUCCGUACCCUCAGCACCAACAGCCUGCCGGCUACCCCGGUGAAGACCCGCAGCGCGCUCGCAAGCGGACCCGCGAAGAAGAGGAAGCCGAAUUCCCGAACCGUUUGCCGCCACCGCCUCCCUACGGCAACUACCCGCCCGCCAGUCACGAAAUGGGCUACUAUCGCGGACCAGAGGACGCCCGUCGUUCCCCGCCCUCGAUGAAUGGUUCUACCUCUGGACCCGGCUCCGCUGUUUCCCCCUCGACUAGUGCCCCCCGUGGCUACGGGACGCCUGCACCUCCGGUACUUCCGCCACCCCCUAUGUCCUCUGUGGGUACCGACAGUACCAGCGCCCGUAGCAACGGUAGUGUUUCGGGUACCACCGCCACACCGCCCACGGAACACCGUGGUUCCAGAUCCCCAAGUGGUGAAGCGGAUGACAAGUCUAAGCUUUCGGCGUCUGGCUACUACGCGUUCACUUUUCAAGCCAACAACGUGCGCGAGCCAAAGGCUGGCGGGGACAUUGACAACUCCAUGCUAAGGCGAUUUUGA